GUGUACAUUCUUACCCCUCCCUUUGGCUGUCAUGUUUUCAAGGGAAGUAAGUGACCAAGCGGAAUCAAAACCACAAUUUUUGUGCUUUCUGGAAGAGGAACUUCAUCAGCCAGCGCGUCGUGGUUCGAUUGAAAAAAAAAAGUCGUUGUGUGCGAGGUCGACAAGUAGUGGUGUGUGUGUGGUUUUUUCCCCACAUGAAACGAGCAGCCUGAAGAAAUAAAACAGCCUUAGCCAAAGAUGGGCUUCUUCCAGCAAGUCAAGCUUCUUCUUUGGAAAAAUGGGCUGAAUGUCAUCCGAAAUCCAGUCUGGUCGCUGACUCUGAUCACCUGGCCUUUAAUCAUCUUUAUCAUUGUUGCUGUGACCCGAGGCUAUUACCCACCGGAGCUUCAAGAAUCAUGUUACGUCACACCUCGGAACCUUCCCAGCGCCGGCUUAUUCCCUUUCUUGCAGACUCUCCUGUGCAACUCAGACAGCGUAUGUCACAACACGUCACACCUGGCGAACCCAUCAAAGUUUACGAAAAGAUCCACCAAUAACGCAAGGUCAACACGAUCGUCGCAGGGCACUCUCUUGGCAAGGCUGAUUCAAGGUGGUGACUUUUACAGUUACAGAAUCCCAAAUGACUCCAGUCAGGCCCUAAUCUUGGAUUUGGAAAAAAUUCUGUUGGCGGUUAAUCAAGGAAACCUCAGGAAUACCUCUCACAUCCACACCAAGAAUACAACUCUUGCGAGAGAUCAGGAGGACUUGUACAAAAUGUUAGAAGCAAUGAACGUGCUGAAGCGGCCCAUCUGUGCCAUAACUCUGGCGGCGAUCAACACAACCUCACCCAACACCGUCAGCGAUGCGGCGCUCAACUUUUGCAGCUCAAACAAUACUGUCUUAGAGGUCUUUCUACUCUCACUCAACCAGAUCCUGAAGGAGGAAAUGCGAACAAGACCCGACGAGCUGGCAGAGGUCGUCGGAACCGCGAUGCUGAUGUUUAGAGAGUUGCAGAACGAGACUUCGUUGUGGGAGAGUCUUCUCGCUCUUCCCCAUCUCUACUCUGCUGGAUCACUGAAGCAAAUGUUGGACACAGCAGCGGGCCUUCUCACCAACAUACGCGGCAUUAUGCAAAUCAUCCAGAACAAUUUCUCUGAAACUGCUGAGUCAAUCUCCGCACUGCAUCCAGUAAUUACCGCAGGCAUCAACGCAAUCCAUUAUAUUGAAACGUGGCCGGGGAACGAUGUGACCAUCGCCCUUGGAGACAUUGUGAUGCUGAACAAUGACUCGAUCAGUGAAAUUGCCAAACUGGCUUUACAAAAUGUCCAAAUACCACUUGCACAGGUUUUGUUCAUGACGUUGGACAGAGACCACCUGCGGUCCUCCAUUUGUGAGAACAGCAGUAACCCCUUGUGGCUCACAACCAUGUGCGUGACAGGCGCAGUGGACGUCAUUCUAAGUACGGCGGACAUGAUUCUAGGCACCAUCAGUCCCAACAAAGUUGCCCAGCAGGCUUUACUGGCUUGGAGUAAGCAUAUUGCUCCCCAUGAUGUUGCAUUUUUCAAAGGACUGCUCCACAGUGUCUUUGGGGUCGGCUUCCCAGGAGGCAUCGGAGGCUCCAACAUCUCCAGGCCCUGGCAUCAUGUCGAUACCCAACCACAAAACAUUGAGGAGGAGCUAUUUUUGACAGUCGGUGAAGUAGUGCUGAAACUGAGCGAAAUUCAUCCGGAUGUGGACAUGAUUGUUCAGCGCAUGCUCAGCGUCGGUUUUCAGUCCAUGGAAAUAGCAACUCUCUCCAUUGCCAUUGUUGAAGAGAUGAUGGACAAUAUCUUGAAGGAUUCUGAUCGACUCCAAAACAUUUAUCUAACCUUGCUUGCAAACCAAACUCAGGCCAGUGCUUGGAUCAGCCAGAUCCGAGACGGCGCCACUCAAGUAAUCCUGAAGAGUCUAACAUCAGCGCAUGUUACGUGUGAGGAUGCCCUGAGCCCUUUCCAGUGGCUGCUGUCUGCUGAGACCAUAAAGUUUGAGACGUUAAAAUCAAUCAUCUGUGACAACUCCACAACGCCAGAGAAUCUCACUCUGGUGGAGUGGACGCCACUGAUUGAAAAAGGCGAAGAGCUGUACAGCAUUCUUAGCGAGGGAGGAAAAGACGUCAACGUAACUCUUUCGAUGAUUCUCUCCCAGUGGCAUACAUUUUUUAACCGCACCCUGGAAUUUGGAGGUUUUCUGCACAGGUUGCCCUCAGAGCUGGGGACGGGCUAUUGGUUGAAAUGGUUGCCUGGCAACAACAGCUCUGGCGAUAUGACUGAGACUCUUCUACAAAGUGUUUUUGUUUUCAUGGUGAAUUUGGGAGAAAAGGUUGAGGCGAGUCCACUGUGGCCGGAGAUGAAAAGCUAUUUCCAGAUGGUUUACUGGGUUUUGAACUACAGACCGGGCGUUACGACACAGCCGGCAAACUGUUCUCUUGACAUGGUCACCCUCAACAUUGAUUGUGAUGAGAGUUUCAAUUGGAGCACAUUCGUUCAAGCUCUCGUCGAGGCUUUGGUGUCGCCAGGCCAAGACGUCCUGACAAACUAUCUCAAAGCCACUUUCAAUCUAUUACAGAAUGUGUAUGGGGACCUCAUUAAUAAUAUGACGACUUCACAUUUAACGCAAGAAAUUCAAGGUGGAGAUGCGCUCUCCGCGUACCUGAUAAACUUAAUGAACAAACUGGACGACUCUGUCCGGACCAUCUCCACGCUCUCGGAUGAAAACAUCUCCAACCCCGAUGUCAUGGUUCCCGUCGUAAGAAGAUUGUUGGAGUCCACGGGUCUGUCCCCGAUGCUGCCUCUCAUCUUCAACAACGGCUCAGUCAACGUCUCCGACGUUCUCGACGCCGCUGUGAAGCUCGGUCGAGGCAACCAGCACGUUUUUACCUUCAACGAGACGGAUCCGACGAUGCCCGAAUUGGAGCGCUUGAUAACGCAGUUCCUUGCCUCCGAGGCGAGCCUCACACUGUCUCUGUCCUAUGCCAUGGGGAACACCCUGCUUACCUAUUCCAACUACUUUGACAGAGACGAAGUGGCUCGUCUCAAAGAGAACUUAAAGCCUUUCGUCAACCAAACCUCGUCAGGCAUCGUAGAAGCCAUCCUGAGCGCUAUGGAGCUUCUCGAGGAAGUGGUUGAUUCACCAGAUGAUGACCCACGUCACAUCAUUCUCGCCUAUAUUCUUCAACUUCAACAAUCGGUGGCGUCCCUGUACAAGCUGCGUCGAAUCCAGCAAAUGUUGUUGCCUGACGGGCAAAUGAGCACGGCUCAAGUGACUGACCUCCACCAAGUUUCCACCGACUUUCUCAACCUCCUCACUCCCGAGAGCCUUGCCAACCUCACUCAGCUUGGCCCCGAAGCUGCCCUGGAUGUGGUGAUACAAAAAUUUCUUGCAUUCUUACCACCAGAGUUCCAAGAGAAAGCUGCUUCAAUUCAUCACGAUUUGAAAGCAUUGCAGUAUCACUUGUCUUUAUGCGCCUCAGAAGAGAACUGCUUAUCCGGGAUCUCCGAAUUCUUCACAUUUGUGGAUGCAAUCGUCAACUUGACGCUCUCGGCCAAUGCCAACGUCACCGUCAACAUCACCAGCACGCUUUGGCCAGACGAAUACGAAAAUAUGACAUCUGCUUUCUUCUCGCUGUUAUUGUCCCCAAAUGACGCGACCUACGUCAGAGCCUUCAAUCAGACGCUUCAUUUCAUCCGGCUUGUUGUAGCGAUGCCAAAUAUUACUGUCUCUCAAAUCCAGAAUACUUUGAGACAGUCCAACCUCACCCUCGAAGAGGUUGACUCCAUCGCGCAGCUCGCAGGAGCGGCCAAUGUCAAUGAGCUGUUGGUAAAUAUCCUGGACUUGGCCAAUGUUCCAAAGUGUUUUAAAUUACAGCACAACGCAUCGGUGACAGCCCGUUGUGUUAUGGGAUUGAUCGACAAGGCCAGCAAUCUUCUGGCCAACAUCCCCGCUCUGCAUAACCAUACAGCCAUAUUCUCCCUCAUCCCGUUAAUUGUCAAUCAAACCACAAGCGAGGUCAUCCGAGUCAAUUUUAGCUCCGAUGCACAAAUGCAGAUCAUCCAUGUUCUGAACAGCACCCUGAACAAUAUCAAGAUAAACCUUCAGAUGAAUAAUCUGAGUACUCCGGAGAUCAUGAAGGAAAUCGGCGUGAUCGAAGGUCUGUUGAAAGUAGCGGCGAACCCCGAAACCUCAAAGCGCAUCCUCGAUGCCAUGUCGGUACCCUACUCCGAGGAAGUUACGGUUGCAUAUUUGCAAAUCCUGCAGUGGUAUUUGCAUCGGUUGGAGAACGUGACGAGCACCAGCUUCGCGGCGCAGCUCCUCCACCCCUUUUUCCGCCUCACCCAAUUACAAGUCACCCUGCAGCUUGCGCAGACAAAUUUGACUUCGCUUAUCGACAACCAGAUCGGACACUUCCAGAACGCAACGGACGGUGCCGGCGUGAGUAAGAUCGGCCAAGCGACGAUUGAGAUUCUGCAGCAAAUUGUGAGCUAUAUCAUGGUCAACAUCAAAGUUCAGGACGAGACUUUUCAAACCUUCGGUUCCACGCCAUUCCUCAACACAACCGUGCUGCAUGAAAAUGAGCAACAAAUUCAACUCUAUCUCGAUCUUCUACGUGCAUGGAUGACCGAACCCAAUGUCACGGCAGUCUUCACCCGCAUGCUCCGCUGGGGAAACCCUGCCAUAAACGUUUCCACGCCUGUGAAAGACCUUCACCUCCUUUUGGGGACGAUGGUUAACUAUCUCACGGUUGAACAGCAAGAUUACCUUGCCAUCAUCAGUAAUAUCACCCAAUCCUUGAGCCAAGCUAUCAUGGCGUUAGAGCAACCAGGGGAGCCGCAGUUUGAGCACCUGUUUGCUGCAAUCAUGGAUGCCGUCCAAAGUUUCACGCAAAUUCUGACCCCAGACGCCGUCCCGCUGCCACAGUCUGCGCAGGAAAACAUCAGGGAAAUCGUUCGCAAUUCAUUGGCCCUCAUCGUCGAGCAGAACUUGGCUUUUUCCACGUCGCUCAACCUCACCCUCGAUAUCCUCAAUAGAACCCGAAUCGUGGUUCAGCAGCUGGUCCCAGACGAGUUUGCUGUGUACCUGCUCCCCGGCCUCGAAGUUGUCACUAGUUAUUUUGACACCAUCGCCAUCGCCAAUGGACCAGACAACUGGAACCUCAUUAUUUUGAACCAAUUGAAGACAGUUCAGAACCUCCUGCCACCAAACAGCACAGCUCAGUACUAUGUUUCUGUUGUCAUCGACAUUGUCUCAGUCAUCUUAAACUCCACCCAAGGCAAUGUGACUCAACAAAAUGAAAUGACAGAUAUUCUGACUGCGAUUUUUAGCCAGAUUUGGCAAAUUUCUAUGACUGGUCCAGGUUUAGGGACUGGAACUCCAUCUGUGGAGGCCUUAUCCCAUCUCGGUCCACUACUUCAACAGGUUUUGACUGGGCAGGCUGACCAGGAGACGUGGCACAAGCUUCAAAAGAUGUUGGAGGUUGUACUGACAACACUCAGCAAAACACAGCCAUGGGACAACGUCACAGCCGUUAUCCCCUAUUUUGAACAAAUCAUAACAUGUAUGGUAAACACCCAGUACGCGGAGAACAUGAUGACAGUGAGCCUUGCGAAGCCUGUGGUGACCCUGAUGAGAGAAAUUGCACAGUCUGUGAACACGAGUCAUUUUAACUUGUCCGAGAUAUCGGAAAGAAUUCGCCCUGCAAUUGAACAAACAUUGCUUGCCGCUGAGCAGGUGAAUGGAACAUUGGAGUGCAGUGAAGCUGUGAAUGCGUGGGAGCCAAUCGAGGAUGCAGCGGGUUUAAGCCGUGGCGUCAUUGAAAUGUGGUGUAACAUCAGUCUGCAGCCAGUUCUGGAGACUUAUGCAGCUACCCAUUACAUCUGUCAACACCUCAACAUGAGUCACAUGGAUUUGGAACCAAUCACUGCUGCUGUCGCCGCUGCCCGGAUUGUCAAUGCGACAAAAUCCCUAUAUCAAGUCGACAGAUACCAAGCGCAUGUGAUGGAGCAGAUCAUCACGAAUGUCUCCAGCCUGUUCUUGGAGUUGCUGGGCCAUCCGCUAAGCCAUAGUGCUCUGCUUCACUGGCAAAAUCAACUCCAAGACAUGCAACUGAAAAACAGUUUAUCCGCUGUUCAAGUGUUGUCAGAUGAGUUGCUGAAAGUGGCUCCCAUGCUGGAGCCGUGCAUCGAGGCUAUGGAGGAGGCACUGCGCCACAUCUUGAACAACUACCACCAUAUUCAAGGCAUCGACUCAUCUGAACUUGUCUUUAACGAGGCAGCGAUGAUAGUCCUCUCCUGCGUAAACAGCACCUUAGAUGAUCUCUUCUCAAUGGCGGGGGGCAAUUUAUCUAGCAUCAGUCCCGGAUCUUUCCUUGACAUGGUAAAUGAUGCCGUUAAAGCCAUGAUCCACAUGAAGUUAUUCGGGGAUGAGCCGAUGGUUUACCAAGCCCACGAACAAUUCCUGGCCUCCAGUGCCAGAAAAGUGCUCAUGCAGAAGGUGGCUGAGAUGUCUGCAUUGUUGGCAUAUUCAAACGAAUCUGGAUUCGAGCUUCUGACCCAGGCUUUGCCCAGGAUAUCCAAACUGCUCAGGCCUUUAUUGUCCACCCUGACUCAAAUGGGCGUGGAUUUGCCGGAGAUCACUGAUCUCAUCGAACAGCUGGUUGAAAACAUCAUUGCUAUGCUGAGGCAAUUGUUAAGCAGUGGCCUUUUUACGCCCGAGGCCAGACAUCCGGGUGUAACCGCUAAUAGCCACGUGUCGAACGCCAGACGAAGACGAGAAGCCCCGUUGUUGCCCCAGCCGGACCCCGUGAAUGACGUCGUAUACUUCCUGACCAUUGACUACCCAGCAAUGUUCCACACCUUGUCAGUCCCUUCGCCAGAGGAAAUUCGGGAGACUGCUCACAUGUUCUUUUCCAAUCCCAAUCUGAACAUUAUCAUGAAGGGAUCAACGAGGGACAUGCCAUGGGCUUUGAAUAGCUCACGGGAGGAGACCAUUGAUGCCGCCCUGGGGGUCCUGUCUUUUGCGACCCUCCCCAGUGACUCUCAGAUCUUAUCACUGGCUCUCUUGAGGGAUGCCGUUGAUAUGCUGCCGGAUAGCUUGCCAUUCUCUGCUCUGCUUAAAAAUAUCACCAGAGCGCUUGCCAGUGAAUCUCAAGAGAUGUUGAUAGAAUUACAACAGGUCUUCCAGACAGUUACUCGGCUUCUCCAUACCAACCUGAGUGAUCCGCUUUACACAGACCAUCUUGAUCAACUUAGCUCUCAGGUGUGCAAAGUGGAGAAUACGGAGUUUGCGCGUCACCUCCUGGGCGCCUUCGCCUUGGAAUCUGGUCAACUCUGUUCCAGUCUCCUACCAGGCCUGCGGGUCUUGUUGCAGGCUGUGCAGGGCAGGGACACAGAUCUGGGUGAUGCUAUCUUCCAGACAUUAGUUGGAGACCCCAGCACCUAUGACGACGACACAGAUUGGUCCUCUCUGCUGAGUCAAAGUUUUGGCGUUAACACCAGCAGCCUCAGUUCGCUCAACAUCAACUUCACAUCUCAAGGUGAAGCAGGGGACGUGACGGUUGGCCAGAUGCUGCGGAAUGAAAGCGCUUUUUUGCACGAUGUUCAGAAGCACAUGGAGUUCGAUCCGGUUGCUCUCCAGAUCCUCAUGAAUACAACUAUGCCCAUCAACAAUUUACAGAUCCUUUCUUGUUUGGUGAAGCUGCGUUACUGCAAUUCCCGCGAAAAUCUGAGCAUCGCCGAGCCGGAUGUGCUUGUGUUUCAAACCUUCUGCUCCAUGUCUGUUGAAGAGGGGUACACCUUCGCUCUGCUCAUGACUCGCCAUCUGAACAUGGAAAAGUUAAUCUUCAGAAUGGUGUUGUCCGACGAUAUUCAGAGCCUGUUGAGAUUUAUGCUCCUGAUGGCCAGCAAUAUCAUCCACAUGAUGGACGAGAUGCUUCCCGCCAUUGAUCAGCUGAGCACUUACAUGACGUCCGUCACAGAAUUCAGUCUGAUGGCCAACAAAGAAUUCAACCGAGCUGCAAGACUCACGAAGUUGAGCCUCUCUACCCGAGCUACAUUUGUCACCAUGACUCAAGCCAUGUGCAGUAACGGUAUCCUACCUCUCUUGGGACUCGCCAGCCUUCCUAACAAUUCACAGUCCGAGCCACCCCCGCUUGACAGUGACGUGAGGGAAGAGAUGAUUGACAGGUUCAAGAUUCCACGAAACGCAACCCCCUACUGUAUGAACAUGUACCUAGACAUGGUCAACACCACAGGGGGCGCUAUUGCGUGGGCCUUCCUCAAACCAAUGCUGAUGGGAAAAAUCCUCUUCACACCUGACACACCAAUCACCAGGGCUAUUAUGACAAAGGCCAAUACUACCCUGCAAGAGUUUGGCAAACUUAAAAUGCACUCUGACGAAUGGCUGAAAUCCUCAAAGUACAUCGUGAAAUCUGCCGAAGUGCUUAGGCACACUUUGCCACUGCUUCAGAAUUCCUUGUCCAAUGCCUUUGUGAGAGGUUUCAUUGAGUUGCAGACAGACAUUGAAGUCGAAGAAAUGGAGAAAACGCUCAACAGCUUCUCAAACAUGACAUUGAUGUUGGAGAGGAACAAACACAUCAUGGAUCAGAUCACCACCUUGUCCACCCUGAUGGUCAACAUCUCGUCCUGUAUCAAAUUUGAUCGUUACCAAGGUUACCAAUCUGCUGAGCAGCUUGACGAGGAUGCUCAGGAACUCGCCAAGGACCGCAAUCUCUAUGGAAGUGUCAUUUUCAAGCUCCCCAAAGAGGAGAACUCCUCUUCCCUGUCACCCAAAGUACACUACACCAUCCGAAUGCACCUGGACAACGUCUUGCGGACCGACCGAGUCCGCAGCCUUUACUUUGCCAAGAAAAACUACAUAUCGUCGCGGACCGCCAUGCGCUACAACCGCGCCUUUGUGUACCUGCAGGAGAACAUUGACCGGGCAAUUAUUGAGAUGCAAACUGGAAGAGUCACAGAGACGGCUGUGCAACUUCAACCCUUUCCAUAUCCCUGCUAUCUUCUUGAUCCGUAUCUUGAGGCCAUCAGUUUAGUCUUCCCGCUCAUGCUGAUGUUGGCCUGGGUUCUGUUUGUGGCUGACUUUGUCAAGAAAUUGGUUUAUGAAAGAGAACUGGGGCUGCAUGAGUAUAUGAAGAUGAUGGGCGUAAACCCCCUCAGCCACUUUGUCGCCUGGUUCUUGGAUUGCGCUGCUCACCUGAUGGUGACCGUCAUCAUCCUCACACUGAUUCUCAAGCAUGGUGGCAUCCUGGUGCACAGUAACGGCUUCAUCCUCUUCCUGUACCUCUGUGACUACGGCUUGACCGUCCUGGCCUUCAGUUUCCUGAUCAGCUCCUUUUUUGACAAGACCUCCAUUGCCGGACUUAGCGGAAGCCUCCUUUACAUUAUUUGCUUCUUCCCAUUUAUUGUGGUCAUGGCGGUGGAGUCCAGUCUCAAUAUUUUUGAGAAGAGUGCACUGAGCUUAUUUGCCCCAUGCUGUUUCAGUUACGCUAGCCAAUAUGUCUCUAUCUACGAGAUGCGAGGAGAUGGAAUUCAAUGGAGCAACUCAUAUUCCUCACCCAUGGCGCAAGACACUGCCUCCUUCGGGUGGUUGUGCUGGAUGAUGCUCAUCGACUCGCUCAUCUACUUUACUGUUGGGGCGUACAUCCGCAAGGUCUUCCCUGGCAAAUUUGGCAUCCCGGCUCCGUGGUACUUCCCCUUCACAUCCUUGUUUUGGGCUAACCUUUUCUGCUGUGUAAAGUCACAGAUGGGAGGCGGAGGACGUCUGUUCACCAAUGCCGUGAAGAUAAACGUGCCCGUGUUCUGUGAUAACAAGGGGAAAGGCCAGAGCCAGCUUUUCUCUCAGACAGGCGAGGACUUUUCUCACCUCCCGGUGGGUGUUGCCCUUCACGGUCUCACUAAGAUCUAUGGUGAGCGGAUCGCCAUUCAAAACCUGAACGUUUCCUUCUACGAGGGCCACGUCACAUCGCUGCUUGGUCACAAUGGCGCUGGCAAGACGACUACCAUGUCUCUCCUCACGGGUCUCUUUGCACCAUCAUCCGGCAGUAUCGAAGUGUACGGUCGAGACAUGCAAACAAACUUGGAUGACGUCCGCAAAGAUCUGGGUGUUUGCAUGCAAUAUGACGUUCUCUUUGACCACAUGACCACCAAGGAGCACCUCCUGCUCUACGGCCAGAUAAAAGCCCCGCAUUGGUCCCACAGGGAAUUGCACGAGCAGGUCCGAACGAUCCUGGAAGAGACAGACAUGUACGCUCACAGACACAAGCGGGUGGGCACGCUGUCAGGCGGCAUGAAGCGCAAGUUGUCAAUCUCCAUCGCGUUCAUUGGUGGCUCUCGCUUGGUGGUGCUGGAUGAACCCACCACCGGCGUUGAUCCCUGUUCCAGGCGCAGCAUCUGGGAUAUUAUUAUCCAAAAUAAAAAGCGGCACACUAUCAUUAUGUCCACCCACCACUUGGAUGAGGCUGAAAUGCUGAGUGACCGCAUUGCCUUCCUGGAGCGAGGAGGUUUAAAAUGCUGUGGCUCCCCCUUCUAUCUGAAAGACAAGCUGGGCCAGGGCUACAAACUCACUCUCACCAAAAAGGUGCAGAUUCACAAGUCCGAGUGCUUUGACGACGCCGAAAUGAAGGCCUUUAUCCAAGCGCAUGUACCCGAAGCCCGGCUAAAAGAGGCCCAGGGGGGUGACUUGAUUUACUCCCUGCCCCCAUUCACGUCAUCCAGUGCCUCCUCGUAUAGCUCUCUUCUGACGGCGCUGGACGCCAACCUGGAUGACCUGCAUCUGGCAGGCUACGGGAUCUCUGAUACCACCCUGGAAGAGGUGUUCUUACAGUUGUCGCAGGAUAAAAAAGAAAGUGUGCACGAGGAGGAUAGACCCUUUUCUGUCUCCGAGACGGUGUCAGACGAUGGCUCCGUUAAGAGUUUCCCUGCAGAUCCAAGUGAUGUGAUUUUCAGUUCUGACAAAAUAAACUUGACUCGCUCCGGCAGAGCACGAGGCAUGGCCCUCGCCUGGCAGCAAAUCAAAGCCAUCCUGAUCAAGAGGUUCCAUCACAGCCGCAGAGACUACAAAGGCAUGAUCUCCAAGAUCCUACUUCCUGUUCUCUUUGUCACAUUCGCCAUGGGUCUGGGAUCCAUCAAUAAUGACCUGCGGCACCAUUCUGAGCUGGAGCUUAGCCCCGCACUCUACCACUUCAGACCAAGUUACUCUUUUUUCAGCGACCAGAAUAAUAAAUCCAGCGAGCUAGUGGAAACGAUGAUGUCUUUCCCAGGAAUGGAUAACAGCUGCCUCGACCAGUCCCGCAAGCCUCUUUCAAAGUUUUGCACAAGCCAAACUAACAGCUGGAAUUCCGGAGGGAACGGUUCCAAAUCGUUGAGUGACUGCACAUGUAACACUAAGGAGCAGAUUUGUCAUGGGGAAAGAUUCAAGCCAGCCAGUCGGCGGAUCCCGUCUUCGCAGAUCGUUUACAACCUCAGUGGAAUCGAUGUCGAGAAUUACCUGUUGACCACAGCCAAUGGCUAUAUUAGAAACAGGUACGGCGGGUUUGAAUUUGGAAUGCCCUUCCCACCCGACCUGGAGACGGAUCUUCUAGCCAAGUCUGAUAACAUCACCUUAUCAAAGGUUUGGUUCAACCCAGAGGGCUACCACACCAUGCCAGCAUAUUUAAACAGCCUCAACAACCUCAUCCUACGCUCCAAACUUCCAGCAGAUAAGGAUCCAAAGAAAUAUGCUAUUUCAGUGUCCAGUCAGCCCUACUUUGGUCGGACGGAUGAAGACGACGUCAUCACCGUGUCCAUCCUCCAGAUCCUCGUGGCCGUGUGUGUGGUCACAGGCUACUCCAUCACGACAGCCAGCUUCUCCGUCUACGUCGUCGGCGAGCAUCACAGCGGCUCCAAGAGGCUGCAGCACAUCGCGGGCAUCAGCGAGCCCUUCUACUGGGCCGUUAACUUCCUUUACGACAUGAUUAUGUAUCUGAUUCCUGUCGUUUUGACCAUCGGUGUGGUUGCGGCCUUCCAGGUUCCGUCAUUCACGGACCAGCAAAAUUUAGCUGCCGUCUCACUCCUUCUGGUGCUCUUUGGGUUUGCCACCUUCCCCUGGAUGUAUCUCUUGUCAGGCGUCUUCAAGGAUCCGGAGAUGGCCUUCAUCAUCUAUGUGUGCAUUAACCUUUUCAUCAGCAUCAACACCAUCAUUUCCACCUCAAUUCUCUUCUUUCUGGGGGAAAGUGUAACAAACAAAGUCGAGAAAGAGAACAUCCAGAAUAUCUUCAACAUUUUGAGCGACCUCUUCCUCAUCUUCCCUCAAUUCAACUUUGGAAAUGGACUGAUGAAGCUGGCCAGAAUGAACGUGGAGGUCCAGCUCCUUAGCGGCUAUGGCAUCGAUGCCUACAAGGACCCAUUCUCCACCGAAGUUCUCGGCUGGAUGUACAUUGGUUCCAUCAUCCAAGGUGUAGUCUUCUUUGCGCUGCGCCUCUUGCUCAACACGUCCCUCAUUCGCGACGUCAGGCACUUAAUUUUGGGCAGAAAAAAGGCGCCCCUGAUGCACAACGAUGAUGAGGAUGAGGAUGUUGCAGCCGAGCGCUUGCGGGUGUCCAGCGGAGCAGCGGGUGCGGACAUCCUACAAGUCAACCAGCUCACGAAAAUCUAUCAGCACCUCAACAGAGAGAUUUAUGCAGUCAAGAGGCUGUCUGUGGGAAUUCCUGCAGGAGAGUGCUUCGGUCUGCUGGGAGUGAACGGAGCGGGAAAAACAACCACUUUCAAGAUGCUCACGGGAGACGUUAGCCCCACUGAUGGCUCCGCACAGAUCAGGGACUGGGAUGGGCGGCUGGUUGAUAUUAUGGAGUGCCGGCACAUGGGAAUUAAUAUCGGCUACUGUCCCCAAGUGGAUGCGCUGGAUAAUCUGCUCACUGGAGAAGAGCACUUGUAUUUUUAUGCUCGUAUUCAAGGCUUUUCAAACAGAGAGAUAGACGGGGUGGUGAAAUACCUUCUCAAAAAGCUGGAGCUGAUCUACCAUCGAAACCUAACCACUAAUGGCUACAGUUGUGGCACACGCAGGAAGCUUUCGACCGCUAUCGCCCUCAUUGGACAUCCACAGAUUCUGCUCCUGGAUGAGCCGAGCUCUGGCAUGGACCCUCGCACCAAACGACACCUGUGGAAAAUCAUCUCGGAAGAGGUGAAAGGAAAGUCUGCGGUGAUCCUCACUUCUCACAACAUGGAGGAGUGUGAGGCAUUGUGCGGCCGCCUUGCCAUUAUGGUGAAUGGUCAAUUCCGCUGCCUGGGCUCCUUGCAGCACAUUAAGAACAGGUUCGGCAGUGGCUUCACGGUGAAAAUGUACUUGGCGCAGUCCGCCAGUGAUGUCAAGGAAAUCACUGUUUUCAUGCAGAAACAAUUUCCCAGCACUUACUUGAAGGACCAGCACUCCUCCGUGGCGGAGUAUCAUGUUCCCGUGGCACCAGGAGGCUUGGCCGACAUCUUCCAACAGCUGGAGACCAACAAGACGUCACUGAAGAUCAAGCACUUCUCUGUGAACCAGACCACUUUGGAUGAGGUCUUUGUCAACUUUGCCAUGGGAAAUAGUCACAUGAACUCCAUCUCAGCUCUCAGCAACAGAGAAGAUGAUGACCUGAGCCACAUCAAAGGAGUCGAGACAUAGUGCUGACUGCUCUUUAUUUUUCUGCAGUGAAAUGAGAAUCUCAUUGUACUGCAUUUUGUCUUAAAUAGAAUGCUUUGCGACGGAAGUAUAAAUUUGUCCUAACGAACAAUCAUGUUUAAAACUCGUAAGACUCAAUGUUCAGAGCCACUAAUCUUUCGAGGUCGGCCAAAUUCUAUCGCUGCAGUUCUCUGCUGCACAUUUAUGUACCUGCACAGAUGAUUAUUUAUUGUUGCCUAUUGACAUGAGAAUAUAUUUAUCCUACUUGAAAAAUGACCUAAUCUAGUAAUUCUGAUACUUCUCCUGACAUAGCUUUUAAUUGUUUUUAUUUGAUUUUAUUGCCACUCAAUAGAAAUGUACUGCAUAGGCUAGCCAUAAUCACAAAAAAGACUCAUAAAAAAUAUUAUUAAUGUGCACAUCUUCAUCUUAAUGUAUGUCUCACUUCAAGAAUGCCUGUUCAAAAAAUAUAUUUCCCCCAGUUGUGGACUAUUUUAUAAUGGUCUUGAAUGUAUUCAGCUAUCUUUUUUUCAUAAUUCAAUAAAACACUUAUAAAUGCAA
Messenger RNA from Hippocampus zosterae (dwarf seahorse), 14220 nucleotides. RefSeq names its product ATP-binding cassette, sub-family A (ABC1), member 12 (gene abca12). NCBI's taxonomy places the organism in Eukaryota, Metazoa, Chordata, Actinopteri, Syngnathiformes, Syngnathidae. Gene Ontology annotation, biological process: lipid transport; transmembrane transport. The transcript has 71 exons. Bases 238 to 13665 code for a protein of 4475 amino acids. Gene Ontology annotation, cellular component: membrane; intracellular membrane-bounded organelle. Gene Ontology annotation, molecular function: ATP hydrolysis activity; lipid carrier activity; ATP binding. The record is from RefSeq and is a predicted model, not a curated record.